Molecule: messenger RNA, 2432 nt
Organism: Punica granatum (pomegranate)
Lineage: Eukaryota; Viridiplantae; Streptophyta; Magnoliopsida; Myrtales; Lythraceae
Source: RefSeq, a predicted model, not a curated record
UCUACAGUUUUUUUGAGUUCUUGGAGAAAGAAAGAAAGAAUGGCGAGCAAGAGAAGCUCUUCGUGCGAUGGUUCGUGGUGGCUGGUGGCUGCAACUCUCCUCUUGUUUCUCGUGCUUCCUGUUAACGGUGAAUCAAGUCCCGAUAGGAAAUCCAGAGCCGGGCACGGUCGUGAACAUGGGUACGGGCAUGAGCAUGGGCACUGGCACAUGCCACUGAUGCCAAUGCGAUCACUUAAUUCUCCAAUCCAGCUACAUGUGUCUGACCAUAAGGUGGUGAUGGAAAAUGGGAAUGUGGAGGUGAUACUCAACAAUCCCCAGGGGCAUGUCAUUGGCAUCAGACACGGCGGAAUCGACAAUUUACUCGAAUUCCAUCACAAAGAGAGCAAACGAGGGUACUUGGAUCUGGUGUGGAAUAGGCCGGGAGAAAAAGACAGAUAUGACCGGGUCGACGGAACGAAAUUUGAGAUCAUAACCCAAACGGAAGACAAUGUGGAGAUAUCGUUCGUCCGAACAUGGGAGAACUCCACCUAUCCUUAUGUGUCACCGCUUAUCAUUGACAAGAGAUACAUAAUGCGCCGGAACGUUUCCGGAUUCUAUGCGUAUGCCAUACUCGACCAUCCGGAAGGUUGGCCUGCUUUUGAGAUGGGCCAGGCUAGGGUUGUCUACAAACUCAAUGGACAAAAGUUUCACUUCAUGGCUAUGUCCGAUGACAUGCAGAGAAUUAUGCCAACGGAACAAGACAGGAGCCGGGGCAAGACCCUUGCUUAUAAAGAAGCCGUUCUGAUUACCGAUCCAUCGAAUCCGGAGCUUCGAGGAGAGGUGGAUGACAAGUACCAGUACUCUGGGGAGACUGAUGAGACUAAGGUGCGCGGGUGGAUAAGCGAUGACCCAAAGAUUGGCUUUUGGAUGAUCACACCAAGCGAUGAGUUCCAUGCAGCUGGCCCGCUGAAGCAAGAGCUCACCAACCACGUCGGCCCCAUCCUUCUCAAUAUGUUCGUGAGCAGGCACUACGCCGGAAGAGACAUAAAUGCAGCAUUCGGGGAAGGGGAAGAGUGGAAGAAGGUGUUUGGACCUUAUAUGGUCUAUCUCAACUCAGCCACUUCUGAGCAUCCCUCUUCCAGAUCGCUCUGGGAAGAUGCAAAGCAUCAGAUGAAAAUCGAGACCGAGAGUUGGCCAUAUGACUUUACUCAAUCGAAAGAUUACCCUCAUUCCAGUGAACGGGGCACUGUUUCGGGUCAACUCUUUGUCCAUGACAGAUACGUGAACGAGAAUGAUAUGCCGGGAGCCUCUGCAUAUGUUGGACUGGCGGCUCCCGGAGAGGUCGGAUCAUGGCAACAGGAAGGCAAAGGCUAUCAGUUCUGGACUAGGGCCAAUGAAGAUGGUCACUUCGUGAUUAAAAACAUCCGAGUCGGCACUUUUAACUUGUACGCUUGGGUGCCGGGAUUUAUCGGAGACUACAAAUACGAAGACAACAUCAUCGUUACAGAAGGAUCCGAAAUAAGAUUGGACGGGAUUGUCUAUGAGCCUCCGAGAUACGGACCCACAAUUUGGGAAAUGGGCAUCCCUGACCGCAAGGCUGGCGAAUUUUACGUGCCAGAUCCAUCCCCGACGCUGGUGAACAAGCUAUUCAUCAAUUCGAAGCCUGACAGGUUCAGGCAGUACGGUCUGUGGUCAAGGUAUUCGGAGAUCUAUCCAGAUGGUGAUCCAGUUUAUACCAUAGGAGCCAGUGACUACACUAAGGACUGGUACUUUGCUCACGUCACGAGAGAUACUGGAAACUCCACGUUCGUGCCGACUACAAGGACUAUAAAUUUUGAGCUUCCACGAGUAUAUCCAUGGGCAAGCUAUAGACUACAGAUUGCGGUGGCUGCAUCCCAGGCAGCUCAGAUACAGGUGCGGUUCAAUGACCCCCGGAGAAGGAGGCCCCAGUUUUCGACAAGGACAGCAGGAUGGGAUGAUGCCAUAGCGAGACACGGGAUCCACGGGCUGUACCGCUUGUACAGCUUCGACGUUCCAUGGUAUUAUCUCCGCCCGGGAACCAACACCCUCUCUCUCACUCAGCCCCGGGCCUGGGGUGCUUUCACGGGGUUGAUGUACGACUACAUUCGCUUCGAAGGCCCUCCCCGAUGAUUUCAAACGACGGAUGCUGCUUUGGAGAACUCUGAUUAUACGAACUUUUUGACAAUUUUUUCAAGAUAUAUGGAAGGCCAUGAGCCUAGUAGAAAAUAGAAAAUAAAAGAGGCACAUGUAAGUCCCAUCCAUGCGAAUAACCUGACAACUUCUUGGUUUCGAGUGAAGAUAUAGCUAUGUAUACGAUUCCUUUCAAUUAUAUUUUUUGAGGAUGAUGAGGUAGCCAUAUAUCAUUGUAACAUUCCGAAAAUUUUAGUAGCUUAAUAUAUUUUGAAUGUAUUCUUAAAACAUUUGCACGUUGA